AUGCAGUUAUCGAGUGCCAAGGAUAAAAAUCUGGUGGAGAGUGAUAUGACUUUUUAUGGGUUUAUUGAAGAGAUUUGGGAGCUCGAUUAUCAUGAUUUCAAAGCUUCCUUGUUUUUGUGUCAAUGGGCAGAGAAUGAAAAAGGAAUUAAACAAGAUGAGUUUGGUUUCACAUUAGUCAACUUUAAUCGGCAAGGCCACAGAAAUGAUAAAUUUGCUUCUGCUGGUCAAGUGAAACAAGUUUUCUACAUUGAAGAUCCCCUUGAUGUUGACUGGUCCGUUGUGCUAACGACCCCGAACAGAGAUUAUCAUAAUUCUUUCCAUGACGAUGAUCUAGGGGACACCAUCAUGGAAGUACAACCAUUCUGUGUAGAAAUUCCAUAUUGUGAGGAAGAUGAGAAUGAGAAUGAUUCCACUUACAUAAGAGCGAAUGUUGAGGGGUUUUGGGUAGCAAUGGGUUCCAAGAAGGGAAUUCGCAAAUCUCCAAGAGGCAAAAAAUCAAAGAAAAAGAAAGAUGAGGAGACUUUUCAACCUGAGACUGAUGAAGUGCUUGAAGAAAAAGACGAUUCUGUAUCAGCCAACACUGUCACGAGCACUGAAUCAGCUGCUGCUAGAGGGAAGCGAAAUGUGGUUGCCAUGUACAAGGUCUUGGUCAAGAAAGCUUUGGGAAAAAAGUUUAAAGUGACAUACACCGACACGGGCAAUCUAAAUGGAUCAAUAAGGCACACUCUACAGUCUUAUAUAGGAAUGUUGGCGCGGACUAAGGUGCCCAUCAACAUUGUAAGCUGGCGCGACGUGGACGGUGACUUGAAGAAUAAACUUUGGCUCGAUGUUAAGGAUACAUUCAAGGUCGCCCCUGAAAGUAAGAAACUGGUAUUGACAUCUGCUGGCACUAAAUGGAGAGCAUUCAAGACCAUGUUAACAAGAAAAUAUGUGCUCCCAUACUUGGGAAAGAAGAAGAAGUUGAGAAAGCCACCAAGUCAAUAUGCAUUUGUUGGGAGGCAGCCAUGGAGGCAAUUUGUGAAAGAGAGGACUACCGAGAAAUGGCUGGAACUACAUAAUAAACAAAGUGAAAGAGUUCGGAAGAGAAAAUAUCAUCAUCGAUUAUCAAGAAAAUGAUAUAUUGGACUAGAAGAGGAGCUG
Rosa rugosa (rugosa rose) is the source of this 1140-nucleotide messenger RNA. RefSeq lists its product as uncharacterized. NCBI's taxonomy places the organism in Eukaryota, Viridiplantae, Streptophyta, Magnoliopsida, Rosales, Rosaceae. The record is from RefSeq and is a predicted model, not a curated record. The transcript has 4 exons. The coding region runs from base 1 to 1116 and encodes 371 amino acids.